Messenger RNA from Clarias gariepinus (North African catfish), 483 nucleotides. RefSeq names its product inorganic pyrophosphatase 1a (gene ppa1a). Lineage: Eukaryota; Metazoa; Chordata; Actinopteri; Siluriformes; Clariidae. Gene Ontology annotation, molecular function: magnesium ion binding; inorganic diphosphate phosphatase activity. The transcript has 5 exons. The record is from RefSeq and is a predicted model, not a curated record. Bases 1 to 483 code for a protein of 160 amino acids. Gene Ontology annotation, cellular component: cytoplasm. Gene Ontology annotation, biological process: phosphate-containing compound metabolic process.
AUGCAAAAGGAAGAGAUGGAUCCAGGACACACAGAUAGUGACAAAAAAAGCCCAGAAGACAAUGACUCCAUCCAUAUGUGUGACAUUGGUAACAAGGUCUGCUCCCAUGGAGAAAUCAUCAGAGUGAAAGAGUUGGGAAUCCCAGCAGUGAUAGAUGAAGGAGAAACAAACCGGAAAGUGAUUGUUAUUAAUGUUGAGGCUCCAGAUGCUGGAGACUUUAAUGUUAUUGAGGAUGUAAUGAGGCUUAGGCCGGCAUACCUGGAAGCCACAGUGGACUGGUUCAAAAAGUAUAAAGUACCAAAUGGGAAACCUGAGAGCCAGUUUACAUUCAGUGGUGAAUUCAAAAACAGGGACUUUGCCAUAAAGACCAUGAAAGAUCUCCACGAAUAUUGGAAGGCACUGAUAUUGAGCAAGAAUAAAGCCAACGACCUUAACUGGUGUGACAGUGAACAAGUCUAUCACUCUCUAGUAAUACACACCUAA